This is a messenger RNA of Phyllostomus hastatus (greater spear-nosed bat), 1433 nucleotides long. It is a transcript of the gene HINT3, whose product is annotated as histidine triad nucleotide binding protein 3. The transcript is spliced from 6 exons. NCBI's taxonomy places the organism in Eukaryota, Metazoa, Chordata, Mammalia, Chiroptera, Phyllostomidae. Gene Ontology annotation, molecular function: catalytic activity. The coding region runs from base 123 to 674 and encodes 183 amino acids. The record is from RefSeq and is a predicted model, not a curated record.
GGCUCCGCCCAGCACCGAGCGAGGGGCGACGCCAGGAGGUAAAACGGAGAAGGUGCAGGAGGCGGACUGGGUCUAGGCCCAGUAAUCCGGGAGAAACCGGGGCUCUGAGCCGCGGGGGGGCAAUGGCGGAGGAGCAGAAGCAUUGUAGCCCGGAAUCACAUCCCUGCUCCGACGGAGCAGCGGCCACUGCACAGCCUGCGGUGUCUUCACCCAAGACCGCCGAGGUCGCCCGAGAAUCAGCGGAGCCCGAGGACUACAAUAGCAAGUGCGUGUUCUGCCGGAUUGCAGCGCGGCAGGAGCCGGGCACCGAACUCCUGUACUGUGAGAAUGAAGACCUAGUUUGCUUCAAAGAUAUUAAACCAGCAGCACCUCAUCAUUACCUUGUAGUGCCAAAAAAGCAUAUUGGAAACUGCAGAGAUCUAAAGAAGGAGCAAAUCGAACUCGUUGAGAACAUGGUUACUGCUGGAAAAACCAUUCUUGAAAAGAAUAAUUUCACUGACUUCAAAAACGCGAGGAUGGGUUUCCACGUGCCACCAUUCUGUUCCAUUUCCCACUUGCACCUUCACGUUCUGGCGCCAGUUGAUCAAUUUGGCUUCUUUUCAAAAUGGGUUUAUAGAGCGAAUUCCUACUGGUUCAUCACAUUUUGCCUCAUCCAGAAUGUCAUCUGGUUGUAGUUGUACAGGCUGAUUAUUUGAUGGAAAAACUAAGAACAUGAAAAUGACAACAGUGGAAGAUUUUCUUAAUCUUGGCUCAUCAUAAACUAAUAUUUCAGUACCUUUUAAUUCAAAUGACAAUGGUAAGGUUUGUUGGGUUUUAUAAGAGGCUAUUACUGGGUAGCCUUAGAUCUUUUCUGAAUGUCUUUUUCCUGAGAUCCGCGGUAUAGUUAUAUGAAUACUUUGUCAUUGCCUUCUUUCAUGGUUACUGGUCUAAGAUUUAAGAUACUAAAGAUAAAAUCCCAUUAAAACAAAUUCUAUUAAUCAGGAAGGACUCUGUAUUAAUUUUUUUUCAAAUAUUUUCAUUUCUCACUAUAGUCAAUUAUAUGAUAUAUUAUGAAGAAUAAACUGGUAUAGAAAGUACUUUGUUGGAGUCUUUAUUGCUAUGAAAGAAAAAGAAAUUUGACUAUCUCUUGACAGUUCCAUAGUGUCAAAAUAAAGAUCACUGUAUUGCAUGGUGAUCUCUGGUCUUGGUGGAAAAAAUUUGUAUGUAUGUCACUUUUUACUCAGAUUUCAGUUUUCACUUCUUGAAGCCUAGCAUCUGUGUAAUAAAUUAGUCCUCAAAGCUAUAUAAUAUAUGUAAUAACUUCUAACAGUGACUUUGCAAUACCAAUCAAUUUGGCUGUCUAAGGGAAUUCACUGUAACUGAAUUUUACCUGUAAGAACAUGUGGGUAAGAAACAUAAAAUGUUAAUAAAAUAUUAAUUUAUUAAAACUGGCA